This is a messenger RNA of Melampsora larici-populina 98AG31, 1828 nucleotides long. RefSeq lists its product as uncharacterized. The record is from RefSeq and is a predicted model, not a curated record. NCBI's taxonomy places the organism in Eukaryota, Fungi, Basidiomycota, Pucciniomycetes, Pucciniales, Melampsoraceae. The coding region runs from base 501 to 1508 and encodes 335 amino acids. The transcript has 2 exons.
GACUCAGAUUCCAGAAGCGAGUCAGAGUGGUGGCAGCAGUGCAGGAUCUUGCAGCAUUCUGGAACUUUUCAAAAGAUUGGUUUAACUGAUUUACACAAAAAUUGAGAUGGCAAAACAAUUCCUCAAUCAGUUUCAUCGCCCUUUGGAUUAUAUUCAAACUGGUCAAGUUUGCGAAUUGUAGGCUGACUUUCGAGUCUUGAAGGAUGGAGAUGGAAAGAUAACAAAUCGAAUGUUUAUAUAUCAUCGAGCUACUUUAGAUGUCGAUGAUUUUAUUCUGGAAACAUAUUCAUUCGAUCGAUUUGAUAUCUUUUUGAUUGAAGUUAUAAUUAUCAUUUUUUUACCCAAUCCAAAAUAUUCUUCAGUGCAAUCUAUUCAAUUUAUCUCGUAACUCUUCGCAAGUUUUUUUUCCAAAUCAUCUAAUAGCUAUACGGUCUGUGAUCGUCUUGAAUUCAGAUAAUUUUUAAAACAUCAACACUUCUUCAUAUCAACAAGACAGAGACAUGUCUACGCUUUCAAGCUUACCUAUCGAAUUACAAUACCAACUGAUCAAAACGUGCCAUCAAUCAGGUCAAGACAUUUUAGCAAAGCUUUCACAAUUAGAUCGAUUUUAUCAUCAAUUAUCAAAACCAUUAUUAAAUUCUGAAAUUAACUUAAGAUCACAAGAUGAAGAUUAUAACUUGAAUCAAUUAGAAAGAUUCAAAUUUAACUUUAUACCAUUUCAUCGAUUAGAAAUCAAAUCGAUUUCUUUCAAGUUUUUAAAUCAUUGUGAUUUUAGAAUCGAUGAAAACUUAGCUGAAAUUUUAUCUUUGAGUGGUUUAAUUGAAAAAUUAGAAAUUUCUUAUGAUUUUGGAAACCAAAUUGAAGAGAAUUUUUUAGAUACAAUUGAAUCUAUUUCAAAACUAUCACAUUUGAAUACAUUAAUUAUUAAAGGUCCUAGUGAUUCAUCUGAUUCCAAUUCUCAACAUCAAUAUCCUCAAGUUUCAUUAAUUUUAAAGAAUUUAACGAAUUUUAAAAAACUUCAAAGGAUUUGUUUUCAAAGAGUUCAGAUCUUGGUUUUACCUGAUGAAUUUAAUUUUGGAUUUGAUCAAGGUUCUAUUGAUUUAGAAAUUAUUGAUUGUCAAUUUAUUUCAAGCUCAAACUCAUCAAAUUUACAAGAUUUACAAAAAUUAAAAACUGAUCAAAUUUAUGGUUUAAAUUCUUUUUUAAAAACCGUUUCUGUUUCAAUAAAAUCAUUAAAACUAAUCAAUUUAGAUUUUUUACAAAUCCAUUUAAAUUUAUUAGAAUUUGAUUUACCUAAUCUAUUAAAUCUUGAAAUUGAUUUUGGUAAACUUGAAUCAAGAGAAGAAGAAGAACUAGAAAAGCUCCAAAAUCAAUUUAAAUCGAUUUGUUUUCAAUCUUUAUGUUUAUCACAUCAAUUAAUUUCAUUAAAGAUUAAUCAUCAAUUCGAUUUAAAUUAUUUAUUUGAAUUUCAAAGCUUUUUUCAAUUUCAACAAAUCCUUUAUUCUUGAUUUUUACAUUGAAACACUUCUUUUGAUGAUCGUAAAAGGGAAAAUUAAUUAACUUGAUGAAAAAAUUGGUAUGAAAUAACAAAUGGAUAAAAGAUUAUAAAGAGGAGGAACAAAUUGAAUUGGGUUUUUGGGUUAAUGAUAUGUGUAAGAAUGGUUGUCUGUACGAUUUGGGUCAUUUUCUUUUAUUUCCUUUUAGUCUUUGAUUUUUGAUAAAUCAGCCGUCUCUAUUUUAUUGAUUUGUCUUGUUCACUUAAUGCUGUAAAAAUAAAAUGAUCCCAACAUAUUUGAAAGAUUGUUAUGCAAUUCUAUAUGAAUCAUCC